UGGGAGGAGACGCUCGAGCGAGUCGCCAAAGGCGUCGUCGUCGUGCGAGUCAAUUCGGUGAUGGCCUUCGAUAUGAACGAGAGAGGCUUCUCGCUCGCAACCGGCUUCGUCGUGGACAAGGCGCUCGGCAUCAUCCUCACCAACCGCCACGUCGUGACGACCGGUCCGGUCACCGCCGACGCCGUGCUGCACAACAAGGAGGAGAUCGAGCUCACUCCGCUGUACGCCGACCCGGUCCACGACUUUGGCUUCUUCAAGUACGACCCGGCCGACGUCCGCUUCAUGGAGCUUCAGGAGAUCCCGCUCGCCCCGUCCGAGGCUCGGGUCGGGCUCGAGGUGCGGGUGGUCGGCAACGACGCGGGCGAGAAGAUCUCCAUCCUCUCGGGCACGAUCGCCCGCCUCGACCGCGCCGCGCCCAACUACGGCUCGCACACGUACAACGACUUCAACACCUUUUACUUCUCGUGCGCCUCGAAUACCUCGGGCGGCUCCUCGGGCUCGCCCGUGGUGAACGCCUCGGGCCGCGCCGUCGCCCUCAACGCGGGCACCAGCACCAAGUCGGCCUCCUCGUACUACCUGCCUCUGCAGCGGCCCGCGCGUGCCCUGGCGCUGCUGCAGAAGGCCCUGCUCGCAGGCAGGGGGGCGGGCCGCGCGUGCGUGCCCCGCGGCACGCUCGGCGUGGUGCUGCAGCACCGCGCAUUCGGCGAGCUCAAGCGGCUCGGGCUGCGGCGCGAGACGGAGGCGAGGCUGCGGCUUUCUGCGGCGGUGCGCGGCUCGCUGCCCGGCGAGACGGGCAUGCUCGUCGUCGACCAGAUAGUGCCUGCCGGGCCGGCGGAGGGCGCGCUGGAGCCGGGGAACUCCUGCCUGUGGUCACUUCCUAGACACUUCCUGCCUUGUGGCCAGGAGCUGCUCGACGAGAGGCCGGGCGAGGCCGUCUGGCUUACCCUGCAGCGGGGAGGCGUCGAGAAGGCGCGAGAAGAUGCUGUGCGCGCGCCACCGGAGCAUGCCCCGACACUUCCUCGACCCCUUCACAGACCCUUCCUCGAGCCUGCCGUCGAGCAGGCGCGCAACUGGAACAUGCCUCCGGGAGGCGUGCACGUCGCCUUCUCGGGCUACAUGCUCUCGAACGCAAACGUGCCGAGCCGGGCCGUCAUCUCCGAGCUCAACAACUGCAAGACGCCAGACUUGGACGCCUUCACCUCCGUCUUCCUCUCCCUGCCGCACGGCGCCCGCGUGCCGGUGCGGUACCGCCUCCCGUACUCGCACCACACCGAGCGGCUCGCCGUCCUCGACGUCGAGCGGACGUGGUUCGCU
This is a messenger RNA of Emiliania huxleyi CCMP1516, 1314 nucleotides long. RefSeq lists its product as hypothetical. Gene Ontology annotation, biological process: proteolysis. The record is from RefSeq and is a predicted model, not a curated record. The annotation marks the transcript as partial. The transcript has 6 exons. Gene Ontology annotation, molecular function: serine-type endopeptidase activity. NCBI's taxonomy places the organism in Eukaryota, Haptophyta, Isochrysidales, Noelaerhabdaceae.